CGUAUCACUUCCUUUCAAGUCACGUAGUAGCAGAACAAGACGAUGGACUCCUCAAUAUCAAAACAGCUCGAAGAUCUUCUAAAUCCUUUACCAAAGUUCACUGAUCCAGAGGACGAUCAAGAUGAAGCAACUAAAGCCAGGGUUGUAGAGAAGUUUGAUGAAGGUGAUGAGGAGGAUGACGACACCGCAGUCUCUGGGCUGAGGAAGCGUAGCAGCCACAUCUUGGAAGAGACUGAUCGGCGUUAUGCCGGGAAGGCGACGUCAAGGAAACAACUGCUGGAGCAAUCAGAUGAGGAUGAAGACGACGACGACGACGAUGAUGAUGAAGGAGAAGAAGGUGAUGACAUUGAGGAUGAUGAUGAUGAGGAGGAGGACGAUAUGGAAGAUGAGGAUGAAGAAGAUGAUCUCGAUGACACUCUGGAGAGGGAUGAGGAUGCAGCCCAGGUGAAAAAAGCCAAGUCGAUCACCAAGCUGAAAAGCUCUGACAUCACAUUCCCAAAAGAGACAGACUUCCGUAAGCUCACGGAGGGCAUGGAUGACCUUGGAGUGAGUGAGGAGGAUGAUGAUGAGGAAGGAGACAGUGAAGAGGAAGAUGGAGAGAGUGAUGAGGACUCAGAAGAAGAAGAUGAGGAUGAGGAAGAAGAUGAUGAUGACAUGGAGGAUGAUGAUGGAGUGAUGACAUUCUCUAAAGAGAAGGUGGACGAAGAAGUGGAGAAAGGCAAAUCUGUAAAAAAUCAACUCGCUCUGUGGGAUCAGCUCCUUGAGGGCAGGAUAAAGAUGCAGAAAGCCCUGGCCUCAGCCAAUCAGCUGCCUCAGCCACAGACCUUCCCAGAGUUCAAAAGCAAGGGGGGCGCUCAGCUCUCAGGAGCCGUCAAGAACAGCCAUAAAGCUCUGAAGGCCUUGCAGAGGUCUCUGCUGGAGCUCCAGGACCUUCUCCUGCUCCAGAGCCCGGAGACCAGAGCCAUCGCAGAGGGCAAGGCAUGGAGCGCAGACACCAAGAGUAAAGCCACAGGAGGAAGUGACAUGGACGACGAUGAGGAAAUUGACAGUGAUGAUGUUGAUGGUGAGGAUGAUGGUGAUAUGGAUGAUGAAGAGAAGCCCAAGCCCAAGUCCAAGCCUGAGCAGAACGGAGGGGCCUCUAAAAGGAAGCUGGAGAUGUCUGAGUAUCCCAGCUUCAUGGCCAAACGCUACGCAGACUUCGACCCCUUCUGCAAAAACACCCUGCAGAAAUGGUACGACAAAACACGGCUCACCAUGGGCAAGACCACCAAGGGUUUUGGGUCAUUUGACCGCAGCAUUGUAACACAGGUGGAGCACGUGCUGAUGGACAAGGAGAGGUUGGUGCGACGCACGCAAACCCGGCGCUCCGAAUUCCGCGUCCUGGGCAAGCCAGAAACUACUGCUCCCGUUGUCGAACCAGACAUGACAGAAAAUGAGCAGGGUGUCAUGAAGGCCAACGCACAUCUGAAGGACCUCGACGAGGAGAUCUUUGAUGACAGCGACUUCUACCACCAGCUUCUUCGAGAGCUUAUUGAACGCAAGACGAAUGCAGCUGACCCCAAUGACCAGGUGGCAAUGGGAAGGCAGUGGCUGGCCAUCCAGAAGCUGCGCAGUAAGAUCAAGAAGAAGGUGGACACCAAGGCCAGCAAGGGCCGCAAGAUCAGGUUCCACAUCCACAGUAAGCUGAUGAACUUCAUGGCUCCAAUAGACCACAGCUCCAUGCAGGACGAUGCCCGGAAUGAGUUGUACCGCUCGUUGUUUGGAGGCAACACACUACCUGCUGCCACCCCACGGGAGUAACGCUGUGCCUUCUGAACGGCAUGCUGGGAAAGCCUGGAUGCAUCCUCCACAUGGAAUACUGAAGUGCCAUCCAAUCCAGUUCCUUCUGUCCUUCUGUGUUGCUCACAGCCUCGUGACGCAUUGCUCCACAUUGAUGAUCGAAAUUUCAUUCAAUAUCUCGCAAAAGCAAAAUUCAAAGGUCGUCAUAUAAUUUGAAAUCAAGAUGUUGAAAGGGGAAAAGCCCACCAGUUGUUGCUCUACGCUAGUUGACAGCGGGAAUCCCAUUUUCUCCACGGAGGCAUGACACCGAGGCAAGAGGCCCCAGGCAACAGGACAGGACGUGAGGAACUGGUCUAGACUUGCAGCCAUGAAGUUGUGGCCUCACCGUAACGCACCUCCUGCUGAAGGAAGGGCGUUUGGACUAAAGACUGUGCUGAAGAAGUGCGGUCUUGCAUUUUUGCGAGACUCCUAUAUUUCUCUGUAUAUUUUUAAAUACAGCAACAUGAUUCUUUUUGCAGAUUUUGUAUUUUUCAUGUUAUACAGAGUGUGAAAAAAAAUGAUCACUUUCACGUAUUUAUCUGAUGUUUGUCAAGGUCAGAAUUUGAACUUUAAUUUCAUGAUGUGAAAAUGGCUCCAGAUGAAUGGUCAUCUGAAUGUUUUGUACUUUGUACAGGAAUUAACUGUAAUGUGCUUCAAAGAGUAAAUAAUAAACAACUCUUGGUGAAACAACAAGCAAAUGUUAGACAUGUGACUUUAUUAAAAGUUACAGAGGCAACUCAGAGUUAGCCACAGUAAACAUGGAGACAUAACCAGAUUUGACACAUACAGUAGUAGACAGCCUCUUCAGUAACACAUUAGCCAAGUGCGUCAAGACAGCUGGCUUCUUUUUUUCUUUACAGCGAAACUACCUAAGCCCAAUCGAGGAUCCUGGGCUGAGUAGAUGCCACAAGUAACAAUCAACCUGGCACUCGGCCAAGUAGAAAUCAAGAAAAUCAAAAAAGACAAAGACAAAAAACGUCAUGAGGCUAUUUGGCGGAAGUAGAUACCUUCACGCAGCCUGUGAGGCCAUAUUCACGUUCUCUGUAGUGUGCGUAGUAC
Engraulis encrasicolus (European anchovy) is the source of this 2877-nucleotide messenger RNA. RefSeq names its product apoptosis antagonizing transcription factor (gene aatf). NCBI's taxonomy places the organism in Eukaryota, Metazoa, Chordata, Actinopteri, Clupeiformes, Engraulidae. Bases 43 to 1800 code for a protein of 585 amino acids. Gene Ontology annotation, cellular component: nucleus; nucleolus. The record is from RefSeq and is a predicted model, not a curated record. The transcript is spliced from 12 exons. Gene Ontology annotation, biological process: regulation of transcription by RNA polymerase II.